AGAGUAUCACUCGCCGCACUCGUAUCCAGCGUCGCUUAUCACACGCGCCUUCUUUUUCUCUCUUCUACUGGAUGCCGGCUCGUGACCUACGCGCACGCGACAAAAAUCACGAUACAGCGGUGAACGAUAAGUCAGCCGUCGAGUUCUUCGUACGGAUCCGUGGGCCUUCUACGGAUACGUUGCAAACUUGACGAGAAUCGAAAAAUCGAAGUAUCGAAGCUCGAAUGGUUGGAGAGAUUGACGAGUCGAUUCUGCGAGCAGAACUGUUUUUUGGCGGGAACAGUCUGGGAAAAGUGUGCCGUGGGUGAUAGUGUUGCCAGUGGAUCGACGUUACGCGAGAGACGCGAAGCACCGUAAAAGUCAGGUUCGAGUGAAUUUUUCGCAAAACAAAACAAUGAUCGUGCAACAAUGGUGCGACAAAAUGGUUCCAUGGUUUGCGAACAGUGAUUAACCUCUCAUUCGUUCAACAUCGUAUAUUCUUAUUGACUGGAGAUACUUAUCUUCCCGCCGGUAUUAUAAAUCUACCGUUCGUCGAGUAUUCUAUCACAUAGAUAUAUAGAAAUAUAGCGCUGCUGUACGUACAUUUUCCAUCGGUCUAUCUAUUUUAAAUCGUACGAAACGACGCUAACGUUCGACGAGACUGUCAAGAGUUGUUGAAUUUGCUUACUGGUGAUUGCCGUCGGAUCGAAAGAACGGAAUAAAUAAGAAUAAUAAAGUGAAUGUUAGGGUGAAAUAUCGAGGAUUUUGUUGAACGUGGUGGGGGGUGUUGUAAUUUGCGAGAAGAUCGGCAAUAGCGUCUUCCGAACCGUUAGGUGGAGUCGUUUGGAAAAGUGGUCACGACGCAACAAACGGUGACGAGUUGUCCAGGGGGUAGUGAAGGCGGCGUCGGUGCAGGUGGCGGUGGCGGUGGCAGCGAGAAUACGGUCCCGUAUGCGGCUACAACGGGUCCGGUAGAGGAGGUGGAGGCGCAGGAGGUGGAGGUAGAGGUCGACGAGGUUAAGAUGGAAGCCGAAGAGCAUCUUGCGAGAGAAUACGUACAGGAGUUUGUUCUUGAUCAUCUCGAUCCCGCCGACGUCAAACGAGAGGUAAGAAUCAGCUCACCAAUGAUGGUGAACGGUAGUGUGGUGCAAUUACCUGGCCAGGCUCUACAAGCGCAAGGUCUAGCUCUGGCACCUCUGACGCCGCCGGCGCACGAGCUUGAACAACCCCAUCCACUUUACGGACAGCCGCACAUUCAGGUGCAGCACGGCGUCCUGGUGAAGGCACCACCGGGUGCAGCUUCUCAUCUGACGACCCUUUCGCAUCCUGGAACACCGCCUGAUACGCCUCCGGUCUCAGCGUCGCCCCCACCGUUGCAAUUGCAUCGGGGCGAUCGCGAUUCCCGCGAUAGAAGUCUGUUUCUUCAUUUGCAACAACCUAACUCCAUCGUACAAGACGAUAUGCAGGCUGGUGAGGGCUUUUGCAGACAGCCCGGAGUCAUGGGUUGGUUGACGCAGUCCCUCAGGCAGGAACCGCUCGACCUCAGGCCUCACUGCCCUCAGGAGCAAACACCGGAACCUCAUCACGAGGCUUGGCCCUCUGCACCUAUGCACCAUCAUUUCCAAGACCCGCAACAUCUGCAGCGACACACCAAGCAUACAGGUGGAUACAUCACGAUGUCGGGCCACAUAGAAUACUAUGGGAGUGCGGGAACAGGCGGCGGGAUGCUUCCCGCGGGCGGAAGCGGUAUGUCAGGGAUGGAAGAUAGUAUGCAGGGCAUACAAAUGCAACCGGGAAGACCGAUGAGCGUUUGUUCAGUGAGUUCUUGCGCUGCUGGUGGCUCGACUCCACCGCACAGAGGCAAUGUCCUUUACCAGAAUUGCGGGAGUAACAAUCCCCAGGAAGAACUCAUGAACGACGAGCUGCUCAUGUCGCUUUCCGUACGCGAAUUGAACAAACGCCUUCACGGUUGCCCGCGGGAAGAGGUGAGUCAGGUGGUGCGUUUGAAGCAAAAGCGGCGAACCUUGAAGAAUCGUGGUUACGCUCAGAAUUGCCGUAGCAAACGUUUGCAACAACGACACGACCUCGAGACGACAAAUCGCAAUCUGCAGAAUGAACUUCAGCGAAUGAAGAUCGAGUUGGCUCGAAUCCAACAAGAACGUGAUCUUUUCAAGCAAAGAUGGGAUAUUCUUAGAACGCGACAGGGCCAUAAUCACAAUCAUCAUCAGCAACAGGCGUCGCAGCAGCAGCAGCAACAACAACAGCAAGCGCAGUCGCAACAGCCACAGCCGCAGCAGCAUCAAUCAAGUCAACAACAACAGCAACCGCCUCCACAACAGCAACAUCAACCAGCGCCUGCGAGUCCAGAAGUUUAUCUGUGACAUCGACAGCGCCGAGGAGGCGCUUGCUGGACCUGAACAGACAUCCGUCGUGCGCUCGUACGAGGUUCUCGAUCGGUGAGUAGCGACUAUUAUUUUUCUUUCUACUCCGAGCAAAGUAAGAGAGCUGUGCGGUUUGUUUGAGUAUUCGAGACGGAUAUUCGAAGGAUUAGGAUACGAAGCGUAAUGCCUCUUCUGUUUUUAAGGUCCUACGAGGACGAGUGACUUUUUCACGCUGCGUUUUUCCUGCCAGCUCUGCGUCUUCGUUGUUUUUAACCGAGAAAACGAAGGAAAACACGCAGCGAGGACGCAGCGUGAAAAAGUCGCUCGUCGGCGCCGCAUCUAAAGGGGAUUCUCGCUUUAGCGUAGCGUAUUAUGUUAGGAUAUUACUUGCGGAUAUUUAUGCAAAUUUAUAUCUUCGUAGAGACGACUAAUCCUUAAAGGCAAUCGUCGAAGGAAAUUCUCUCGCGGAUUUUUUAUCUUCCAGUUGUAGCGUGCACUUUUCGUUAGUUUAGAGACCAACGAAAUCAAACGGAUCAAAUGUUUUACUCUGAUUCAAUGUCAAGCAAGGAAUAGAAAAAUUAUCGUUUGCAAUAAUUACGAGAAUAUAAUCUUACAACAGACCGAAAUUUCAGAGAGUUUGAAAAACGAAACGUAGGCAGAAUUUUGUUUUACGUAAUAAAUAUCAUCGCGAUUAUUGUACUCUGGUUAUAUCAUAGAUUUUUGUAUAAAUAUCGUGUUUAUUCUGGGUAGUCUUAUACCUUCAAUUAAAUAUCCAAUAAUUGUAUAAAAAUCCGCAAUUUAGUUUAUUAUUAUUUGUACAUUUGAACGACGUACGUAUUUUAAAGUAACCCUUUUCAGUAUUGUUGUUAUAUUUUUGUUUCGAUAACAAUCGUUGUCUUAGAAUUAUGGUGUUCCAAGGUCUUUUUAUUUGAGUUCCCGAAGGAUACUUGGACUACAAUAUUUUUGUUACUCUAACAAUAAUGAUAUUUAUAUUAUUACUGUGAAUGUUUCAAGUUUUCAAUUCAAUUUUGUAAUUUAAGUCCUCGGAAUAACUCAUUGAGAAUUGUAAAUGUAAUUCCAUAGCAUCUACUCGAUCGAAUGAACUUUUUCUAGUUUUCUGUAUGAUGUUAGGUAUACGCACAUGUAUAUAGUUUACGCCUUAGAUAAAGAUUUGUUUCUAAUUUGAUAUCUUAUACUUUGUUUUUUAUUUGUUACCCGUCACAGUUAGUUUUACAUCUUCUUUAUUUUUAAUAGUAAUAUUGUUCCUUUAGAUUCUUAGACGUUCCAUCUACGUAUUUGUAUAUUUUAUAACAAAACAAAGACAGUCGUUCUCGUAUUUUUGUCAAGAACAAUGCAAAGCGAUCGUUCGAAUGGGAUUAAAACUGUCCUUUAGAUUUUCCAUCGGAUCAACUUGUAAUCUCUGCGUAAAUCCUCAUAUUAUAACGAAAAUCCUUUCGGCUUUACGUCUCUCCAGAAAUAUAUUCAGAAUCUCCAUCUUCGUAAACUACACUGCAAUGUUUAUUUCCUUUCUUUAUUCAAAUUAUUUUCCGCCGCGCAGUAUCCACGGAAGAAACGUUCCAUUAUCCAAGAACGUAAGUUAAAAGCGAGAAGUCUUAUGGAAUUCGUGAUUUCAAAGAGUUUCUUUCUUUUUUCUGCUUCCAAUAUCCUUCGUUCGAUUCGUUUCAAAAAGUGACAUUAUUUCUGCCUGAAAGAAGGCAAUCGAAUACCAAAGACAACCGAAGAAUAGUUGAUGGUUAUUUGCAAAGUGAUCGACCUUAUCGAUUUCAAUGAUCUUGAAAUAUGCUAUCAACCUCUUUUCCCGUACAUGUCAACGUUGCUCGAUUUUAAUUUAAUAUUUGCGAAAAACCAGUUCAAUAUACCUUACGAUUAUUUUGAUCAAUUUGCUCCCAUUUGGCACAGAAGGACCUGCUAACUUAUUUUCUAUAAUCAUUCUCGACUCACGUAAGAAAGAAAACUCAGUGAGUUGAAUUUGGGUUAGAUGAUUAUCGUUUGCCGGUGUCGAUGAUGUAGCAACUUAAUAUCUUAAGUAAUAAGAGCGAUACAUGCCAUAGUAAGCCUCGUAUUAUAUUAUUCUUAUUCAAAACUGGCAACGCUUUAGCCAUGAUAUUGAAAAAAACGGGAUUAUUCGAUCAUUAAAAUCAUCGUACGUCGUGGAAACAGAAACUUUCGCGAAUAUCUCGGAGAGUAAAGCCGAGCGACGGUAACACGUGCAGGGAGAAGUUGUUGCGAAUGUCGAACCUGACAAUAUAUUUCAAGAUCAUUGGAAUCGGCAAGUUGAUCCGCUCCGUGACCAAACGAUUGCUUUAGAACGAAAUAAUUGUUUUUAGCUCGGGAAGCGAAAUCAUAACGAUGAUCUUUUCCCAAAACUUUGUUCACAGUGACAUACCUGUGCGCGUGGGACUGAAAGACAAAGAACCAGACGAACAGCCGGGUAUAUCCUUCGAGAAACAACGUUUGUUUCCUUCCUCUUUUCAAUCGAGUCUUAAGUCUUAGGCACGUUUUUAAGCUCGUCUACGUGUAUAUAGCAUUCAGUUCUCCUUCCUUUUCUUUAUAUGUAUAGCUUUGUUAAGUGACGUGAAAAAAUAAAAAAAGAGCCUUGACUGUUAAAACCAACUUUGUAAAUCGUGUAUGGAGUUAGCAGCGCAACUAAGCUGUCGUUAGACUAAAGGUAAUUAGAUCUAUUCUCAUAGGUAUAUAAAUAUAUUGCUCGCGGUAGGCUGGACGUCUUUACCAAAUAUUGUACCGAAAAGAAGAAGAAAAAAAAAAAGAAACGGGAUAAAGAAAAAAGAAGGAAAUAUAAGCGAACUUCGUCGAAGCGCGAAAAAGGAGAGAGGCAAGGAUGUAGCUUAAGGUCAGAGGUCUAGCGUUCACGAGGCUCAUCCUUUUCUUUGUUAUUUAAUUUCUAGCCAAAUCAUAAUACCAUUGAUACGUUUGUCACGAAUGAUCGGUUUGGAUAACCUUCGUUACCGCUUAUUAUCGCAUAUUAUACGUAUUUCGUGUUUGUAAUAUUAAUUCUCCAUUGGUAUCUUUGGAUCAUAGUUUUUCGCGUUUUCCAUAUUUUGUUAUCGUUGUUCGCAUUGGGUUACUUAAUUUUAAGUUACUUAGCGAGUAUCCACGAGUAGGAUAUUCUUUAUUUUACAAAUUCAGUCACCCUAUCGUAAAGAAAUUUAUUACGUUGGAGGAGAGCAUGACAGAAUCGUUGCCGAUAUGCGCGAUUUCUAGUCUCAAUUUUGUUUCAUUUUAGAGAUUUUCAGGCAUAGCUUCCCUUACGAAAUAAAAUUAAACGUUCGAGAAGCUAUUAAUCUUCGUCCAUCAACUUGUGAAACAGAGAAUACAGAAUAAGAUUAAAGAUCGAGAAAUUAAGUAACCUGACUAAAAGCGUUCCGGUUAUCUAUGGUUCAACGGUAUCAUUUAGGAAUUGAUACAACAUGUAGAGCGUGAUACAUUCAACAUAAUUCGUUGCGUUAACUGUUCAAGCUCGAUUUUUAAACGUGGCAUAGUUUCUUACGAAUAUCAUAGAAAGAAUCAUAGAGCAACGUUGUUUACGAGUGGAGCCCCUUGCAAGCUCCGAUCCUCUUCGUACGUCGUUAUAAGAAAAAGGCAGUUGACAUUUUUAACACGACCUCCCUAUUUUUCUACCUCGGUUUUAAACAGAAGGCGACACGCCACAGCGGUGAGAAUCCGUUUCAUACGAGAAGCGAGACGGCUCGACCGGUACCAGCUUUUACAAUUUGGUGUUGGCGAAUCGCUAUCCGUUUCCAUCGUUCCUUAUCGCUCUCUUCGUUUACAUUAAUUUUUAUAUCUAAAUAGUUACUUGCGUGGAGUAUAAUAGCGUAAUCGAAUUUUCGAGAUCGAGUUGUGCGUUGCCACGAUAUCGAGGAUCGUGCAGUUUAUCAGCAGGACCACGGUCCUGGGAAUUUAUAAUAAUAAAUAAUAUAAUAAAUAAUAGUUAAUAUUUUCGUGCCAAUAUCCACGAACCUAUUUAGAAAAUGGCCAAAUUUUUUUGGCCCAUCUUUGGCCGAGAUUGCUUAACCCUCUGACAAUCGAAGACUGGGUCAAUCUUGUCCCGUGUAGAUAUUUCACGUUCGUUACCUUCUAAUCGUAAGAUACAUUUAGAAAUUAUCGUUCUACCGAAUUGCGGUAGAACUUCGUUUAUAGAAGUAACGUUCAACUUUCGAUAUCCCAACUUGACAGCUUAGUCUCUGUUAUGCGAACUGUGGUCCAGCCACGGUCUUCCGUUACGUUCGAACGUGUAUUCUUGUAACGGAGUUUACAUGGAGAAUAAGUUGUACGUUGCAAUGAUGGGACAUUGGGACGCGUUACAGAUACUACUGGUCAGCUGUUUGUUUCUACGUAUCAGAAUCCUUUCGUACAGUUCAGCCAGGUAACGUUGCAGGCGAAAUUCUAGAAGCUACAGAAGAGUUACAGAUUUUUCUCGAUUAACGGCAGCGAGUUUGAUAAUAAAUGAAAUUGUACGCGUAAAUGUUAUGAAUCGCAAGCCAGCUGAACGUUCGCGAUAAGAAAGAAGUUUAUAAACCCAGGAUUGAUAGUUUGUCAGCUGGUUAAUAUCAUUUGUUAGCAAAUUAUCGUGCACGAAAGCCUUUUUUCUCUUCAUUAUCUAAACUGAUAAGAAAGACCGCUAGACGAUAGCUAGAGAAUUCGUUGUCAGUCCUCUAAACUGUCUUGUUUCCCAACCUGCUCGGAUAAACGAAGUUCUAACGAUCACCAGUACGAACGAUUUUAUUUUUCAAGCAAAUUUCCUUAUUACUAUGCUAUGGGCUUUUACGAACUUACGUGAUACGUAAAGUUGUAAAUAUACAUAUAAAAGGUUCAAAGUAAAGCAAUUACUUACCAUUUUUAGUACGUAGACGAGACGAACAUCCAUUCAACUUCUGUUUCUCUUUGAUCGAUUUUUGCUUCAACGGUAUAAAAUAAAAUAUCCUGCGCUAAUAGCAACAAUGAUCCAGUCUUUGUUAGACAAGGGUUGAUCGACGAGUAAACGGUACUGGAGGAAUCAUCGUGCAUCGUUAAGAACGAUUAUCUUUUAUCUUCAUUUACCUUUAUCGCGAAAGGAGAACCUUACGCGUUCUCUUUCAUCUCGUUUCGACGUUCCGCGGUGCGAAAUCCGAUUGAAAUCGUGUUGCACAGGUCGCUUCGUCUAAUUAAUAGAAUUCGCUUCGAUUAUAUUAGCGUCUACGAGCAUGUUCGAUCGUGCAGCGCGAAUGGGACGAACGUGCGUUUUCAAUGGGGUUCGACGCUAAGGAGAACCCAAGGAUCUCAAGAAAAUGCGUAAGAACGCGUGCCGAUACAUUUUCGUACCGACACCUACGGGAACAGUGAUAUAAAUUUUAGUAAUUAUGGCACAAAAUGAUCUGUAUACGGUAGAUCUAUAAAUUAUUAGUCGAUUUUUAGGUUUGAUUUUAGGGGGAUCGUUAGACGAGAAGAAGAGGGGCUACGAUGUAAUGGUUUGCGUUGCACAGCGGCGUAAAUUUUGUUGCCACGAAUUCCUGGCCGAUUACGAACGUACAAUUCCUAGUAAUCACGCAUGAUAGCGAAUAAUUGUCAUACGAUAUAUCUGAGAAUUGGAAUUCUCGAAGAAGCAGCAGCUUUCCUUUCUUUUUCUUUUGACGUGGUCAUGCGGUUGCGAAGAUGCGAAAUUAUCAGAUUUGAUACAAAAAUUACGCCACUGUCAUAUCGAAUGACAUAUGAAUAUACUAUAAUAUAUAUUAUUGUUUUGUCGUGAUUGGAUUACGUUAGGUCGUUUCUGUCGACCGAGAAUGUUUCCGAUUCGACUUAAAAAUGUUUUAAUUCCCGUUACAUCGUCUCAUGUGUACAUAAAAUAAUUAUUAUACUUCUUAUUAUAAAUAAACGUCGAUAUCGACAGUUUCAGAUA
Molecule: messenger RNA, 8274 nt
Organism: Bombus pyrosoma
Lineage: Eukaryota; Metazoa; Arthropoda; Insecta; Hymenoptera; Apidae
Gene: tj
Product: chromatin modification-related protein eaf-1
Exons: 4
Coding region: 1002-2360 (452 amino acids)
Biological process (GO): regulation of transcription by RNA polymerase II
Cellular component (GO): nucleus
Molecular function (GO): DNA-binding transcription factor activity, RNA polymerase II-specific; RNA polymerase II cis-regulatory region sequence-specific DNA binding
Source: RefSeq, a predicted model, not a curated record